Motacilla alba alba is the source of this 613-nucleotide messenger RNA. Its product is annotated as ATP-dependent RNA helicase DHX8-like. Lineage: Eukaryota; Metazoa; Chordata; Aves; Passeriformes; Motacillidae. The transcript is spliced from 5 exons. The record is from RefSeq and is a predicted model, not a curated record. The coding region runs from base 106 to 579 and encodes 157 amino acids.
GAGCUGGUAAUUCCCACGCGUGGAUUAUAUUUUGGACUUUUUGGACUUUGACCUUCCUCCGCCGUUUUCGUGGCGUUUUUGUCGGCAAGAAGGCUGGAGGGUGAGAUGGGGACCCCGCGGCAAGCCACGAGGGGCCGAUUCCGGACGAAGGCUUCUUUAUCCGCGUCCCAGGCGCCCGAGUGCCCAGGAGGAAACAUGCUGGACGAAGAUGAUGUGAAAGUGGCAGCUGAUGCCCUGAAAGAGCUGGAAGCUCUGAUGCCCAGCGCAGACAAGCUGGGCAAGCAGAGGGGCAGCGACCAUCGGGAGAAGAAAAGGAUGAGGAGCCGAAGCCGCAGCAGGGACAGGAAGCGCAGGCACGGAUCUCGCUCCAGGUCUCGUUCCAGGACGUGGGACAGGCACAGGGGAAGAGGCAGAUACCGGUCCAGGAGCAGGAGUGGGAAUCGUCCUGAAGUUGGUGAUGAAGAAGAUGAGGAUCUUGAGAUUGAGCUGGUUGAAGAAGAGCCACCAUUUCUUCGAGGUCACACUAAACAGAGCAUGGAUAUGAGUCCCAUCAAAAUAGUCAAGGUGAAGGAAUGGUAGUGCUUGAAGUCUUUUCUUCUUGCUCUCCAGAAUC